Messenger RNA from Paramuricea clavata, 6920 nucleotides. The record is from the annotation of a GenBank genome assembly. Lineage: Eukaryota; Metazoa; Cnidaria; Anthozoa; Malacalcyonacea; Plexauridae.
AUGUUGUUGGAGAUUGUUCUACUGUUCUCCAUGUUUUUGGAGAUUUUAAUGUUUGAACUGUUCUCCAUUUUGUUGGAGAUUGUUCUACUGUUCUCCAUGUUUUUGGAGAUUUUAAUGUUUGAACUGUUCUCCAUGUUGUUGGGGAUUGCUCUACUGUUCUCCAUGUUUUUGGAGAUUUUAAUAUUUGAACUGUUCUCCAUGUUGUUGGAGAUUGUUCUACUGUUCUCCAUGUUUUUGGAGAUUUUAAUAUUUGAACUGUUCUCCAUGUUGUUGGAGAUGUCUGGUUAUAAGUAAUUUUGGCCAUCCAGGGCUCGUAACUUGCGGCGACUCUAAAAAUGUCAGCCAUACUUGCCCUGCGAAAAAUUUAUUCGAUUAUCAUCGUUUUUCAUGCGGCUCAACGAUGAUGUAUAUUAAUCGCAGUGGUCAUUUAUCAUUGAUCAAUUAUUCUCAUUACAUUCAAAACUGUUUUUCGCAAGUUUUUUUCCCGUUGCAGAAUGCCACCAAAAGGGAAAAAGCAAUGCAAAAGACCUGCUACCGUGUCAGCUGAUGGCCCGUCAUCGCAGCGUAGUCGCCGUAGUUCGACCAUAAACGCUACAAUGGCGACGCGCAGUGCCAAUCAACCACCUUCAGUUAAUACAGCACCGACGGCUUCUGUUCUUCCUGUUAGCAAUGCUGUUUCUACGGAGACUGUUUUGCCGCCCGAGCUUCUCCAGACGCUGGUGUCCACAGUGACUGCCGAAGUAGCGAAGCAGCUUUCGACGCAAUUUUCAACGAUGCUUCCCACUCCAGUGCCAGUGGCAUCAACUGAUCAUCAAGCAGUUCCCAAUUACAUGCAAGAGCCAAGUUCACGCCAUAAUGUUCCACCGCCACAAAGUCAACAAUCCGAGGCUAACACUCUGGUAACUGGGGCAAUAGCUGCGGCUGAUGCCAGCAUUUCAGGUGAGCCUCAGUUAUUGCCUACAUUAAAUAGUAACAGCGGGAGCAAUUCUGUGGAACCUACCCAACUCUUUCACUCGGCCAGUUUACCUAUCGAUACCAGGGUAUCAGCAAAACUUAAGGGAAAAAUUUGGAAUGGAGAGUUCAUCGAUUUUGGCUGCUUGUUGAGCAAUUCUAAUAGCGAAAAAUUUCAGAUUUGAUUCAUGAGUUCCGAAGCAGGUCUCCCAGCUUCUUUUUGUCUCGAACCAGCUUCCAAGCCAAAGAAAAUUCUAAGUAUUGAGGUCUGGCUUCAGGCCUUUCGCAUUUUUGUAGUUAUAUAUACCCAAAAAUUCCCGCAUGAGGCCCCCGCCCUCAUGAAAUACGGGCAGACAAUACGUGAUUUGGCAUUACGCGGUCGGAAUUGGCGUUUCUACGACGAAAAUUUUCGAUUUCUCCAUCAAACUCAAUGUAGCCUUGUGCCAUGGGGCUCGAUCCACAGCGAACUGUGGUUGCGUUCACAGUAUUCCACUAUUUCCACCAGCAAGUGAGCCCCUGGACCCCAAAUAGGCCACGAUAAUGGUAGUUUAAAGCCGUGAGUCCGACCACCUAAUGCUGUACCAUGGGGUUAUUGUUUUAAAUUUCAUCGCGGUCUAGCUUGUUCAGGCUGCGAGUUUAAACACGCAUGUUUUAAACGUCAAGGCAAUCAUCGCAGCACUCAGUGUGGCAAUAAUUUUCAUGGCCUCAGUGGUAAAUCAAUCGCCAAUUCCGAUCGCCCCGCCAAAUCAUUUCCUACCAACUCCGGUAAAACGUUCGCCUCUCAUUAAUCUUUUGUCCGGCUAUGAACAAACUAUUUUUAAUCAAUUAAUUUCUGGGUUUUCGUUUGGUUUUUCUUUACAUUUUGACUGUGAAGCUCGGUUUCUAGAGUCUAAAAACUUAUCGUCGGCCCUAGAACACCCAAGCAUUGUUGACCUGAAACUGACUAAGGAAUUAGCGGCCUUUCGGGUGGCUGGUCCUUUCACAGCUCCGCCAUUUCAUUUCAUUGAGAGUGAUUUUGUGAAAUAUUGAAUAUGUAAAAGUAUAAAACGUACUAAUUGUUUAAUAAAUACAUGUAAUCCUAAGAAAACUGUAGUCGAUACUCUACAGCAUGUACAGUACAUACUGUAUAUAUAGGAACGUGGUGUAGGAACGAGAAGAACAAGGACAAUAUUAAAAUCUGCCUUAAAUUUUGUAAUGCAGCACAUUAGUUCUGAUAGAAUCCUUAUGGUCAUGAAAUUCCGUACAACACUUUAUACAGUAAAUAUGUAACGCAGUUUGCUUUCUUAAACUUAACUGAAUGCUAGUGUAAAUUUCUAUUCCUCAGAAGCUUUAAAAGAAGUGCCCUCAAAGUGACAAAAAAUGACGAUUGCCUCAAAAUGGAGAGAGCUGAGCGACGAGGAUCGGAAAAAAAUGGCAGGAUGAAGCUGGAAAGGUUGGAAAAGCAGACCUAGAACAAUGCCAAACGAAGAAAAAAUGAAAAUAAUAAAAAAGGAAACGAAAAAUUUAGUUAAACAAGUAAGAAGGUAAAUUAAAACUGAUCCUUGUGAGGCCUUAUAAUUAUUGGAAAUGUAUACAAUCGAUCAAUCAGUCAAAUUCCAUGAAGUCCAAGGUCAAAGUUAUCUGCCAAAGCGGAGCUGAUAACUUUGACUGAGGUCUAUCAUGCGUAAAGCGAAUCCAAUAAUUGUUUUAUUAUACAUUAAUUUACCUUUCCUGAAACAUGGCAGAGGGGGUAUUGCAGUUUAUAUUGCCAAAAGCAUUCCAUAUCUACGAAGACAGGACCUUGAAGCAAACGACACUGAAUCACUUUGGAUUAAACUUUGUCCACCAAAACGUCCAGCACACUUGGUAUGUUUUGCUUAUCGCUGUCCUCAAUAUGAUGUUACAAUGUGGAUGAACAAAUUUGAAAAUCAAAUAACCAAUGCAUAUCUUGAAGGCUGUCAACUUUCAAUAAUGGGUGAUUUUAACAUUGAUCUCUUGGUAAACAAUACAUUUUCUAAGUCAUGGCUUCAUCUUAAUGAAAACUUCCAACCACACCAACUAAUUAAUGAACCCACAAGAGUAACAUUAAAUUCAGCCACUUUAGUUGAUCACGCUUUCACAUCGUUGAGCGCCAAAGUAAGAGCAGUUAAAGUUCCUAAAAUAGGCCUUAGUGACCAUUACCCAACAUGUGUGGUGUUUAAGGAUGGUUUCGGUAGUAAACAUUGUCAUACCAGCAUCAAAUACCGAUCAUUCAAAUAUUUUGACCAUAAUCUUUUUGUUGGUAUCAUCGAUAAACAUUUACCCAUGAAAACAAAACGGGUAAAAAGAGUGGAACAACUUGACUGGAUAACGCAGGACAUAUUAAACUGUAUGCGUCAACGUGACCGUCAUAAAUCUGCUAAGAACUUUGCAGAAUACAAGAUUCUGCAUAAUAAGUGUGUUUCCCUAGUGCGCGAAGCCAAGAAGACUUAUUACCAGUCUUGCAUAAGGAAUUGUAAAGGCGAUUCCACUAAACUUUGGAAAUAUAUCAAUGAAUUAGUACCAAAUAAUUCAAAAUCAGCACCAACGGCAAUAAAAGACGGUGAAACCACCCUUACUGAUGCAAAAGAUUUAUGCGAGUCUUUUAACAAUUAUUUUUCCACAGUCGUUUAUAAGUACUUACCAACAAGCAACCUAGAUCCUGACCUAGAACAACUAAAUGACUUUGUUAGCAGUAAAAUUACUGAUGAUAUUCUUCUUACAAUACCACCUUUAACGUGUGAUGAAGUUUUGCAAUCACUUAAUCAAUUAGAUCCUCAUAAAGCCACAAGUUUGGAUGGAUUGUCCUCCAAAAUACUCAAAAUGUCAGCUUCAGUCAUUGCAGAACCUUUAACCUUGAUUCUUAAUCAAAGCAUUACUUACGGUUACUUCCCAAUGCGAUGGAAAACUGCAAGAGUUGCCCCAGUUCAUAAAUCGGGAAGUUGUACUGAAAAAAGUAAUUACCGUCCAAUCUCCAUUCUCUGUAUUGUAAACAAACUGUUGGAACGUCACUACCAUAACAGCAUAACCACCCACUUAAUAUUGUUUGACCUACUGUAUAAAGGACAAUCGGGAUUCCGACGCUACCAUUCUUGUGAAAGUGCAAUUGUUAAGUUGGUAGAUACAUGGCUUACAAAUAUUGAACAUGGAAAACUUAAUGGUGUAACACUUAUUGAUUUUCGAAAAGCAUUUGACAUGGUAAACAUCGAUAUUCUCAUCUCCAAGCUUAAGUGUUAUUAUUACAAUUAAAUGGAUGUAUUCUUAUCUGUCCGGAAGAUAUCAGUGUGUUCGAAUUAAAAAUCACAUUUCAUCAAUAGCUCCUGUUUCAUUUGGCGUACCACAAGGAAGUAUUCUGGGACCGCUUCUAUUUAUUUUAUUUGUUAACGAUCUCCCUUUACAUAGUAACCAGAACCUAGAUCUUUAUGCUGAUGAUUCCACCUUGCACUCCUCAGGAAAUUCCAUGAACCAGUUGAAUUGCACACUCUCGUCUGAAAAUUGGCUCUUCUGAACUCCAUAUCAAUUACAACAAUACUGUGCUUGAAAAUGUAGAAUCAAAAAGAUUGCUGGGUGUGAUUGUUGAUAAUCAUCUCUGUUGGAAAGCCCGUAUCAAUGAUCUAGCUUCUAAUCUGAGUAAACUUAUCGCUCUGUUCCGCCGAAUCAAAAUCUAUCUGCCACUUCAAACAAGGAUUCUAUUUUAUAAAACGUUCUUUCAACCAAGGAUUGAUUAUUGCUGCACCGUUUGGGGACAAUCACCACACACUUCAAGAAUAUACAAACUACAAAAACUUAUCCUAAAACUAAUUUAUGAUAAAUCAAAACUUUCUCCAUCUAAACCACUUUUCGAACAGUCAAACAUUUUACCAAUAAAGUACAGAGUUAUGUAUAGGGUAGUUUGCCUAGUUUAUAAAUCUUUAAAUAACUUGACUCCAGACUAUUUAAGUAAUAUGUUUAAACCAUUGUCAACAAUUUCCCAGCGACAUACAAGAAGCACUGCCAAUAUGGACUUAUGGAUACCAAACUAUAGACUAUCAAUCACCAGGAGUGGACUUCGGUACACUGGAGCAUCUUUUUAUAAUACGUUGCCACCAGAUAUUAGAUCUUCCAGCUCAUUUAAAGCAUUCAAGCGUAAAGCCCAUGAAUUGUUUUUGGAUAUGUACAAAAAUAACUCAUAAGAUGCAGUGCAUGUUAUUUCCAAUUUUUUUAUAACUAUAUCGAUAUGUACUUUAUGUAAUUAUGUAUACUGUAGUCUGUAGAAAUGUAAAUUGUACUGCAUGUAAAUAUAUUCGAUUAUAUAGUUAACUUGAGAAGGUCCAGUGGAAGAUUAGCAAAAGCUAAACUGGCAUAUUUCCUUGUAAAUUAACCUUCUUUAAAUAAAGUUUUAAUAAUAAUAAUAAUAAUUAAAAAGACAAAAAACAGACAUGUACUGUACAGGUGUAUAUUAAAGCCGAAAUUUGCAAAGGAGAGAAAAAUGAAAACAUACAAAUUAACAUUUAAUAAAAUAAUAAAUACUUGUUGAAUUUGGUAAUUUCUGAAGUUUAUUAUGGCAAAUUACAAGAAGCUAUGCUGUUUCACUCAUUCUUUCACUAGCUUUUCACGUUACUUCCAGUAUAUGAUGUCAAAGCGAGGAGGGUAUUGUGUUUUUUACAUCGAACUUGCGGUUUUUCGGUCAAUCAAAAAUUAGAAUACAGUUUGAAUGUAUAAUGACAUGUGUGUAUUUUUUCAGCUAUCAUAUCUUGAAGAUCUUGGUUGCGAGACUGUCGUUUUAAUGAUGGAUCCUGACACUGGUACUGUAAGGCAAUACGGGUCAGAGAAUGGCAUUAUGUUUCUGGCAGAAAAUGAGAAAAUACCAUUAAAAUUUUUGGCGUAUUUCGACGGUAAUGUAUUUCGUAUUUAAUUUCUAGGUAUCAGUUCAAUUAUCCCUUGCUUAUGACGUCACAAGGGCAAAUUUUUGUGUGUGUUGUUGUUAUGUACUCAGAUGAAUAUGAUGUUUGUGGUGUUGCUGAAAAAUCCCCCAUGCACUCAGUGGUAUACUUACUUACGUACAGUUCAUUAUGUUUUGCUUUGGCUUUAUUCACCUGUUUACAGUAUGUAGGCAGACUCCAGAAUUGCUUACAAUAUAUGUAUAUGCAUUGUUAAGUGUUAAAUAUACUUGAAACUUGCAAAGUUUUUCUUUUUUAUUAACAACUUAUUUACCUUUAGAUAAUGAAGAUAGUUCCAGCAGAAAUUAUACCCGUAAGGAUGUCCAAAAUAUGUUUAACAAGAAAUGCAGUAAGUAUUUAUAUGUACGUCUUUUACACAAAACCGCAACAUGGUACAAUAGUCGUGCAUCUGUUGCACACACAUGUUGGACAAAUGUUACGGCAAACAAUGUCACAUUGGUCCAGCAACGAUGUAUUUAGGCAAAUGCGCACACAGUUGUUCUGCACGCAUGUAAAUGGUACAUAUUGUGGGUUUGUACACAUUUUGUAACCUAUCAUGCUUCCAGCGUAAGAAGAUAAUAGUAUGAUUGGCAGUGAAAUGCUUUAUGGCUAAGAUGGUUAUAAAUCCUAAGUUUUGAAUCUUUUCCUGGAAAUAUUUGAGGGAACUAAAACAGUGCUUAACAUGUUUUAUCCUGAUAUUUGUUACAUUUCAUUUUAAUUACAACUUAGGAUGAACCUAUGAAAAAUUCCUACUGUGAUCACAGAAACUUUGAUAAACUGAGGUUUAGUUUAGGAAAAUAGUUGUUUCUGUAGUCAACGGCUAAAGUGUAUAUCUAUUUAUGGAUAUCACUCUACCUUGUUUAUUUGCUUAAGAACAAUUUUCGUUUUUUUACAGGUGAAGCAUGUGGUAAACCGGGCUCUAAAGUACCGUAUCAAAACGGUGGAUUUGUUGUCAGUGGCCUACCUGACAAUAUACUUUUUAAGAAGCCAAACUGUUAUGGCAUGGACCAAAUCAAAAUAAUUAUGGAACAUGAAGCAAACAUAGUCUUCUAA